Molecule: messenger RNA, 1854 nt
Organism: Penicillium subrubescens
Lineage: Eukaryota; Fungi; Ascomycota; Eurotiomycetes; Eurotiales; Aspergillaceae
Product: pseudouridine synthase DEG1
Exons: 1
Coding region: 1-1854 (617 amino acids)
Biological process (GO): mRNA pseudouridine synthesis; tRNA pseudouridine synthesis
Cellular component (GO): nucleus; cytoplasm
Molecular function (GO): RNA binding; pseudouridine synthase activity
Source: RefSeq, a predicted model, not a curated record
AUGGCGGGCACCAGCGAUGAGGGGAACAACCCCGACUACAGCGCCUGGAGCAAUUCCAGCCUGAUCGAGCGCAUUACGGAACUCGAGCGCCAGCUGCACUCGCAAACCACGCAGUACACGGCACCAACCCCAGCGGUCGGCGAAGCCAUACCCCGCGCACCGAUUGCUACGGAUGUUAGCGAGCCUGCGAUCCCUCUUGCCGAUACACACGUCAGCGUCCCCUCGAAGAAGAAGCGUGUGCACUCUCCGGAUGGCGAUAUAUGUCAUACACCCGGGCGACUGCGCCCUCAUAAGGAGGAGCGUGGGUUUGAUCCGUCGAAGUAUCAGACGCGGUUCAUUGCGCUGAAGUUCGCCUACUUGGGUCAGCGGUACAAUGGUCUGGAACAUACCAAUGGGAAUACUACACCUCUGCCUACUAUCGAGGAAGUUCUUUGGAAGGCGCUGCGCCGCACACGUUUGAUUCUUCCGCAGACCUCGUCUCCGGCAGACGAGCCGGACGAUGUUCACCCUAGAGAGCAGCGGCCCUACUCUAUUCAUUGGGAUGGAUGUGAUUACUCCAAGGCUGGAAGAACCGAUCGCGGUGUGAGCGCAUUUGGACAGGUCGUUGGUCUAAGAGUUCGUUCUGCGAGGCCACAGCCUAAGCCCACGGCCUCGACUGAGCAGGAGGGUCUACAAGAUGGAGAUGCGAUGCAGGUUGAAGAGCCAGCUGCAGAUGCGGGCUGGGAUGAUAUCGCGGAUGAGAUUGCCUAUAUACAAGUCCUGAACAGGGUGCUCCCCGAGGACAUUCGUGUUCUCGCCUGGUGCCCUCACCCUCCGGAAGGAUUCGAUGCCCGUUUCUCCUGCCGUGAGCGCCGCUAUCGGUACUUCUUCACCCAGCCAGCAUUCUCCCCCACACCUGGUGCAUUCGGCUUUGAGAACCGCGCAGGAACCGGUCAAGGCGAGCGCAACAAGUAUCGCGAGGGCUGGCUGGAUAUUGACGCCAUGCGCGAAGCAGCCAAGCAUUUCGAGGGUACUCAUGACUUCCGAAACUUCUGCAAGCUCGAUACAAGCAAGCAGAUUGAGAACUUUGAACGGAUCAUCUUCCAUUCUGACAUCCAACUCGUGAACCCAAAGACGAACCCCCUGGGAUAUGUCGGCCAAUCUGGAUUCCAGAUCACAGAGGACUUUGAAGCAGAUGUCGACAUGCUGUCUUCGCAAAAGCCCGAGCCCACUGUUCCUCAGGUAUACUCUUUCAACUUGUAUGGAUCUGCCUUCUUGUGGCACCAGGUCCGCCAUAUGGUGGCUAUCCUCUUCUUGGUCGGUCAAGGACUCGAGUCUCCAUCCAUUGUGCCGGAGCUGUUGGACAUUACCAAGAACCCUCGGAAGCCAUCAUACGAAAUGGCAUCCGAUGCGCCACUGGUUCUGUGGGACACAAUUUUCCCCGACGAGAGCAGUGGUAGCCGAGACGACGCCCUCGACUGGGUUUAUGCCGGCGAUCCACGGCUCAACAAGAGCCGCAGUGCCAAGGGCGACAGCAAGUAUGGCUUGAAUGGUGCUGUAGAGAGCCUGUGGACAGUCUGGAGACAGCGCAAGAUGGACGAGAUCUUGGCGGGCGCCUUGCUUGACUUGGUCGUCAGUCAAGGCGACCACAGCUUGGUGACAAAAAUGGAUGGCAAGCAGGGAACUGGCAAGAAGCAGAGCAGGGGUGCCAAGAUCUGGUUGGGAGGAGACGAAGCUCGCACCGGGGGAAGAUACGUCCCCGUUCUGCAAAAGGCCAAAACAGAGGCCGUUGAUGUCCGGAAUGCCAAGUGGCUCGAGGCUAAGCAGCGCAAGAACGCCAUCAAGGCAGCCGCUUUGCAAAAAGAGGAGGCUUAA